AUGUCCGCUCCUCCCAACGAGGGCUACGGCCAGUACCCUGGGCAACCCGAGCAGCUUGAGCAGCCUGCCCAGGGCGGCUUCGCACCACAAGAUGCCGCCGCCGCGGCACCAUCGAAGAAAAAGAAGAGAGGAUACGCCGCCCAGGCAUUCGAGGUCGGUUCUGGAGCCAAUGCUGCUGUAGGAGGUCAAAUGCAAGGUGGCGGACAGCAGUACGGAAUGCCUGCCACACAGCAACCUGCCGCAUAUGGAAGCUAUCCGCAAGCUGAUCCUCAACAGCAAGUGUCUGGUCCUGGCUACCAGUACUCGCAAGCCCCCGUACAACCUCACCAACCAGCUUCAUAUGGAGCUUAUCCGGCCCCUGAUCAAAGCUAUACCAACGUUGCCCCUCAAAGCGCUGGUUCGGGAGUAGCUGGUAUCACGCAGGGUAUGGGUGGUAUGCAACUUGGCGGACAGCCUCCCCAACAGUAUCAACAGCCAGCCCAAACUGGCGCACCACAACCAGCCCGAGUUGGUCCGCUCAACCAGCUAUAUCCUACGGACCUAAUGAACAAUCCAUUCUCAGUUUCUGAACUAGACUUGCCGCCACCUCCGAUUGUUUUACCACCUAACUCGAGUGUGACGCCUUCUCCUGACGCCAAUUGCUCGCCACGUUAUAUUCGGUCGACGCUCAAUGCUGUUCCGACGACCAAUUCGCUGCUCAAGAAAUCCAAGCUUCCUUUUGCGCUGGUUAUCCAGCCAUACGGCGCCCUUCAUGAUGACGAGGACCAAAUUCCCAUUAUCCAAGACCAGGUCAUCGCACGUUGUCGCCGCUGCCGAACCUAUAUCAAUCCUUUCGUGACAUUCCUGGACCAUGGGCACCGAUGGAGAUGCAACAUGUGUAAUCUGAGCAACGAUGUUCCACAAGCAUUUGAUUGGGAUGCUGCCGCUCAACAGACAGUAGACCGAAUGCAGCGCCACGAGCUGAAUCACUCCGUCGUGGAGUUUGUUGCGCCACAAGAAUACAUGGUUCGACCUCCGCAGCCAUUGGUUUACCUCUUCGUGUUUGAUGUCAGCUAUGCCGCAAUUUCGAACGGCAUGUUGGCCACGAGUGCCCGCACGAUCCUCGAUAGCCUCAGUAGGAUCCCCAACGCUGAUAGGCGUACCCGGCUUGGAUUCCUGGCUGUGGAUACUAGCUUGCACUACUUUUCCAUUCCGAAAGAUGAAGACGAGAAUGGCGAGACCAACAUGCUUGUUGUUAGCGACUUGGAAGAGCCUUUUCUCCCUGUACCUCACGACCUACUCGUGUCUCUCACUGAAAGCCGUCAGAGCAUCGAGAAAUUUUUGCAAAAGCUGCCGGACAUGUUUCAGAAUAACCAUAGUAAUGGCUCUUGUAUGGGCUCGGCACUCAGGGCUGGCCACAAGCUUAUUUCCGCGCUUGGUGGGAAAAUCGUCGUAAUGACAGCCUCGUUACCCAACAUUGGUGAUGGCAAACUGGACAUGAGGGAAGACAAAAAACUUCUCGGGACAUCUAGGGAAGGCAGUCUCCUGCAGACUGCAAAUAGCUUCUAUAAGAGCUUUGCGGUUGAAUGCUCAAAGAACCAGGUUUCCAUUGACAUGUUUCUCUUCUCUUCGCAGUACCAAGAUGUUGCAUCGCUCAGCAACCUCCCACGAUACACUGGCGGACAGACAUGGUUCUACCCGGGCUGGCAUGCGUCGCGUCCGGAGGACGCAUUGAAAUUCGCGUCUGAAUUUAGCGACUAUUUGUCAUCGGAAAUAGGUCUUGAAGCCGUUCUUCGUGUCCGCGCCACAACUGGCCUUCGCAUGAAUGCGUUUUACGGCAAUUUUUUCAACCGCAGUUCAGACCUUUGUGCCUUUCCGGCAUUCCCACGCGAUCAGUGUUAUGUCGUUGAGGUAGCCAUUGACGAGAACUUGAACAAAAACUUUGUCUGCCUUCAAGCUGCGGUACUUCACACGACCUGCAAUGGGGAACGCAGGAUCCGCGUGCUUACCCUGUCUCUGCCGACCACCACAAACCUCUCUGAUGUGUAUGCGUCCGCCGACCAGUGUGCCAUCACCGCCUACUUCAGUCACAAGGCUGUAGAGCGGACUCUGGACAGCGGACUGGAGGCAGCAAGAGAUGCUUUACAAGCCAAGCUCACCGAGGUGCUCCAGACGUUUAAGAAGGAACUCGCGGGUGGCAGCAUGGGCGGAGGGGGUCUGCAGUUCCCUGCGAACCUGCGUGGCUUGCCUGUCUUGUUUCUCGGCCUCAUCAAGAACGUGGGAUUACGGAAAUCCACGCAGAUUCCAUCUGACAUCCGUUCUGCUGCGCUCUGUCUCCUCUCCACAUUGCCCGUGCCACUGUUGAUGCGCUACAUUUACCCCAGAAUGUACUCUCUGCAUGACAUGCCUGACAAUGCAGGCAUGCCAGAUGAAGAAACCGGCCAAAUUGUUUUGCCACCUGCUAUAAACCUGUCAUCGGAGCGGCUUGUCCCAUAUGGACUGUACUUGAUUGACGACGGACAGACCCAGUUCCUUUGGGUUGGACGCGAGGCUAUACCCCAGCUCAUUGCGGAUGUUUUUGGAGUUGAUGAUCGAACACAAGUACAAGUUGGCAAGGGCCGGGUUCCUGAACUGGAAAAUGACUUCAACGAGCGCGUGAGGGCGGUAAUUCAAAAGAGCAAAGAUCACAAGUCACUUGGAGUCGGAAGCAUUACUGUUCCUCACCUAUACGUAGUCAGGGAGGAUGGCGAACCUAGCUUGAAGCUUUGGGCGCAAACACUACUUGUGGAGGAUCGGGCAGAUCAAGGAGUCAGUGCGGCUCAAUGGCUUGGAGUGCUAAGAGAGAAGGUUGUUCAAUAA
Messenger RNA from Pochonia chlamydosporia 170, 2838 nucleotides. Its product is annotated as protein transport protein Sec24. The record is from RefSeq and is a predicted model, not a curated record. Gene Ontology annotation, biological process: intracellular protein transport; COPII-coated vesicle cargo loading; endoplasmic reticulum to Golgi vesicle-mediated transport. Gene Ontology annotation, molecular function: SNARE binding; zinc ion binding. The transcript has 3 exons. The coding region runs from base 1 to 2838 and encodes 945 amino acids. Gene Ontology annotation, cellular component: COPII vesicle coat; endoplasmic reticulum exit site. Lineage: Eukaryota; Fungi; Ascomycota; Sordariomycetes; Hypocreales; Clavicipitaceae.